This is a messenger RNA of Myripristis murdjan (pinecone soldierfish), 3206 nucleotides long. RefSeq names its product ataxin 2-like (gene atxn2l). Gene Ontology annotation, molecular function: mRNA binding. The record is from RefSeq and is a predicted model, not a curated record. Gene Ontology annotation, biological process: cytoplasmic stress granule assembly. Lineage: Eukaryota; Metazoa; Chordata; Actinopteri; Holocentriformes; Holocentridae. Gene Ontology annotation, cellular component: cytoplasmic stress granule.
UAAACCGAGCGCACCCAGUCGUGUGUUUUUGUUAUUGUUUUUCGACGGUGUAUCGUGUGUCUGGCCUGUCAAACCGUGUGACUUUUCCACUGAAACGACAAGACUGGAGUACCAGGGAUGCACAUGACUAAAAAGACAAGGAACACAAUGAAGCCACCAUCACAGACUCAGUCAACUCCUGUAUUUGAAGGUGUCUACAACAACGCCCGCAUGCUUCAUUUCCUAACUGCGGUCGUAGGUUCCACCUGUGAUGUGAGAGUGAAAAAUGGCACAGUGUAUGAAGGGAUCUUCAAGACUCUAAGCUCACAGUGCGAGCUGGCUGUGGAUGCUGUUCAUAAGAGGAGUGAGGGAGCCACCGGCGAUGGAGGUGGGGGGAGCGAGGGGGGAGGAGGAGGAGGAGGCCAGUCCACGCUCCCUAAGAUUGAGGAGAUCACAGACACCAUGAUCUUCAGCCCCACUGACCUGGUCACCAUGACGUGCCGUGAUGUGGACCUAAACUUUGCUAUCAAAGACACAUUCACCGACACAGCAAUUAGCUCGUCACGGGUGAACGGGGAUAUCAGAGAGAAGGUGCUGCAGAGGUGGGAUGGAGGAGAUAUCAACGGAGAAAACUACGACCUGGAGGCAGACACAUCAAAUGGCUGGGACGCCAACGAGAUGUUUAAGUUUAACGAGGAGGCAUACGGCGUCAAGUCCACCUACGACUCCAGCCUCUCCAUGUACACCGUGCCUUUAGAGAGAGGGAGCUCGGAGGUUUAUCGGCAGCGAGAGGCGAGAGCGGCCCGGUUAGCCAGCGAGAUCGAGAGCAGCCUGCAGUACCGCCGCCGGGUCUCGCUGGAGAACGAUGAGGGCCGGAGUGAAGAGGACAGAUACAGCGCCGUGGUCAGAGAGAGGGAGGAAAGGGGCAGUCCUGGUUUCAACUCUGGCGGCAGGGAAGGUAAAUACAUCCCCCUCCCCCAGAGGGCCCGGGACAUCAGCAUGUCUGCCAGCAGCGGCAGGGGUGGAGCCUCCGCUCGAUCGGGAGCGCCAAGCUCCUCCAGGCACUCGGCACCCAGCUCCUCCUCUCCCAGGCCGUCCUCUGACAGGAGCAGCCCGCUGUCUGUCAGAACGGCCUGCUCUCCUCACCAGUCCCAGAGCAGCCUGCCGGCAGCCAGCAGCCCUCCCUGCUCCAAUCACUCGCUUCCUCACUCCCUGUCGCACCCACAGGCUCUGGCCGACACCACGCGCUCGUCUGUCAACGGAGUUGCGUCUAGAACCUCCCCUAAAUCCCAGAGACCUCAGAGCAACAGAACGCUGCGCACCCCAAACUCCCAGUCAGCACCUGCAGCAUCCCGCUCUCCAAAACCAGAUGCCCCUCCCCCGGACCUCCCUUUGGUUGGCCCCACCUUCCUGGACUCCUCCCCCUCCACUGUUACCACAGCAACUACCAAACCCUCCGGCCCCACCCCACUUUUCCCUGUUGAUGUGAAUGAAAUCCUCAGCUCAGCAGCGAAGGAGCGAGCUGAGAGUCUGGCCAGUCCACAGGAGAACAAGAGCAGCAAAGCUCCGUCAGUCCAACAGAGAUCCCAGCUGGAGGAGCUCCGGAAAUUUGGCAAAGAGUUUCGGCUGCAGCCCAGCUCCUCCCCUUCAGCUGCCCCGUCCUCGUCAGAGCCCCCUCAGCCUGGCCCCAUCCAGGCCGCUGACUCCUCUCCUUCCUCCACUUCCUCGACUACCCCGCCCAAAUCUGCCAACUCCCCCUCCUCCCAAGACCUGCAGCAAACUCCUGAGGGAGCUACCUCCACCACCGCCCCUACUGCCACCACGCCGACCCCCACAGCACCUGCCAUCCCCCAGGCUGCAGGCCCCGAUGGGCAACUGACCGGCACGCCGCAGCCAGCUGGGACCCCUGGCAGCGAGGAGCCCCGGCCAGAGAGCAGUGAGCGAGCUGAGGCUACAUCUGCAGCUGCAGCGCACGUGAAAAACUCCACACUGAAUCCCAACGCAAAAGAAUUUCUUCCCAUCAAAGGACCCACGCCAUUGAAACCUGCGUCGACCCCCACCCCGCCUCGACCCACCCCGCCCAGCCCUUCGGUCGUGCUGCCCCCCCCGCCAGGCCAGCCUGGGGCAGGGGCCAUAUACAGCAGCCCCCCUGGACACUACCUGUCGUAUAUGUCCCCCAUCACCAUCCCGGGACACUCCAUUCAGGCUCCCCAGAUGUACCAGUACACCAUGUCGACAGUCAACCAGGGCAAAUACACCAGAGCUAAAGGCCCGGUGGUGGGACCGCGUCCAGAGCACCACGCCUCCCCAGCCUCUCCCAUGAUCCCAGCAGCCUCAGCCACAGGACCCCCGCUGGUGGCCUCACCCUACCCCCAGUCCUACCUACAGUAUGGCCAGGUCAUCCAGGCCAUGCCCCCACACUACCACGGACAGGCAGUGUACUCGAUGUUGCAGGGGGGAGCGAGGAUGCUGACAUCAGGGGCCCCGCAGCCCAUGGGUCCUCCUGGCCCCCAGUAUCCCGGCCAGGCUGAGGGCCCACCAGGACCACAACAGGCCCUGUAUGCCGCUCAGUCAUUUUCUCACCACUCGGGCUCCAUGCACCCUCCUCAGCCCUCCAGCACCCCCACUGGGAGUCAAGCCCCACCCCAGCACACAGCACCCAGUCCAGGACACAAUCAGCAGUCGAGCCAGGGCGGUCCUCAGCCCCAGUCCAUUUACCACUCUGGCGGCCUGUCGGCACCCACGCCGCCUAACCUGCCGCCCGGCCACAGCUCCCCGCAGGCCUCCUACCCCAUGCAGGGCUACAGCCUGCCCGCCCACCAGGCCAUGCCGCACGGCUUCCCAGCCAUCAGCCAGCUCACACAGGCCCAUGUUGCAGGGGGAAUGUCAGGACCUCACCACAACGCCAGCCACGGGCCACCACCCGUCAUGCUGCACUAUGCCCCCCCUCAGCAGGGCGCUGGCUCCACCCCCCAGCACGGCCCCCCUCCCCAGCAGGGCGCACCUCAGCACUACUACAUCGGGCCCCCCCAAGCUGUCCAGGUUCAGGCCCACCCCACCCAGCAGCUGUCCUUCCACACUCCUGGAAACUGAAGCGUCUCCAUCGCAGAGGAACGGAGAGGCGUUCACUGCCCCUCUGUGGAAGAGUUUCCAUCAACGGCAUUCCUGUGUGAUACCCAUAAACCCCCGAAACCCAACCCCAGCAAACAACUGUCACCCACACUCAC